This is a messenger RNA of Schistosoma haematobium, 18766 nucleotides long. Its product is annotated as Sorting nexin-5, variant 2. The record is from RefSeq and is a predicted model, not a curated record. Gene Ontology annotation, molecular function: phosphatidylinositol binding. The transcript has 6 exons. Bases 2091 to 2807 code for a protein of 238 amino acids. NCBI's taxonomy places the organism in Eukaryota, Metazoa, Platyhelminthes, Trematoda, Strigeidida, Schistosomatidae.
CUUACCUACUUUUGAAUUUUGCGUUACUAUGGUUGGUUUCUGUACUAAUAGACUUGAUACGUCCGCAUUAUUCCCUUAUUCUGUUUCACAGAUUUAGUAGAUCCAGCAAUAUGUACCAAAAAUAUUUUCGAAUCAAGCAUUUUUAUUACCGGUAUCAAUUCAUCGUCAAAUUAGCUCAAGGAGCAUGUUAAUUUGGUUUACUUUCAAACCUUUCUAUGUUGCGCAGGAAUAUAAUUCCGUUAUUGAUCAAUAACAUCCAAAAAUUCGUCUGUAGUCCUCCACUAUUUUUUUGCAAAGCAGGCCUUUUUCCGUAUAAAUUAACUACUUGGCGGUUUUUUGGGAUAGUUUCAUGUGUUUCGUUCAUCAUUUUCAAAGAUACCAGGCUCACAACAAAAAGCUAAAUUCAUUGGAACUUUGCAUUUGUAUCGUCAGGUGAUGUUUCAUAAAUGUCAUGUGUUCACUUACUAGUGACUUCAGAAUAUCAGUUGUUCUCUUGUUAGUUUCCGUAUAGUUUCUCAUAUUAGCCAUCUUGUCAUUCGCUAUUCGACUAUCUGAAUUCCUAAUAUUCUCAUUGCUUGUCGUCCUCAUUAAUCGCUAAGACUAUCCCAACUAUUCAUUAUCUCUACGACUAUUUAUAGUAGUAAACUAUAUUGUCUUCUAAGCCAAUAAAUUUGUAAAAGGUAUCAAUAACUAUGGUGGCUUUUGUGCAUUACGUGGAGUAAUAAUCUUAAACUUGUUCCCAUAAUAUAUUUCUGUAACAUUGUAAACUGGAUAAUCAUACUACCACAGGGUAGCUACAGCUGAUCCAGUUAUAUUUAUCACCACUGUGUUUUAAGGCUUUAAAGAUCAUCAUUAUGAUCCAGAAGCACUUACGUGUUUAUGAAAUUCUAACUUAACUAUUCGCUUGUUGGCGAGGUUUACAUUGCGUAUGGUUGACGUGGGUCUUCUUGAUAUGUUCUGUUGUUUGUUUUAGUUUUUUCUACCGUAAGUUCGACAUAACCAGUGGGUAAUGUAAAGUUAUCAGAAAUCAACAAUGUUACGAAAAAACAGGUUAUGUAAAAGCACUUUCAUUUAUUGUAAUCGCGCUUUGUUGCUAUGAGUAAUACCCAACGCACUUGUGAUUAAAAUAAUAUUCUAGAUCCUACUAAGGAAGUCUGAUAAACAUCUCUAUCAAGUCUUGAUUAUUAGUCAUAUAUCCCUUUGUAAGAUCACAAUAUCUCAUGAUCCAGGUAUGGGUUAAAGUAGAUCGUAUAGUUUCAUCUGAAUUCAAUUUCAAGCAAAAAGAUGAAGAAAUGUAAAGGUUCCGAAAAAACGAACAUUGACACUAUCCAUUAGUAAUAAACCAAAUCCAUGUAGAAAUAAAACAAAGUGUAAGGAUAUACAUGCUCUUGUUAUGUAGUUUGAGCUAUAACUUAAGGUUGUUGAUACUGCCCAGUUGCUUAAACAUGUAUGGAGUGAUGUUCGGCUUAACACUGACCACUAAACCAUUGCUGUUACUGAGUAAUAUAGCUGCACUUUCGUGGAUUUCUUCCAACAGUCUUAAGAAGUCAUGCACAAUAAAGUUCCAGCUAUUAUCGAUUUUAAAAGGACUUAAGCUAACGUAUUUCGAUUUUUAUGGCAUUAGUCGUUAAUCAUUCCUGUUUAUACGUUGAAUCAAUCACCAGAAAUAAAUCAACUUGAACUGGGCAUUUAAAGCAGCCUGGUAGAGCGAAAUAGAUAUUUGGCCUCUGUGCUAAUUUAUCUUCACUGUAAUAGUGUGAGGCGUUGGAGCUUUAGUCGGUACAUGUUUAUGUUAGGUCUUGUGUUGUUUCUUUCCCCUUGAUGCCUUAAUUGUCAAUUUGUCUAUUUAUUAGCUGCAGUUAUUGAGUUAUUUCAUUCCAUAAAUCAUUCUCUCAAAGUACUUUAUUACCCACAAAUAUAAUUCCCCGGACUUUCAGGAACAUAUUGGUGAACAUUCAACUAGCAUUUAUCAUGAUACUGUCUCUAUCGGUGGUGGUUCAUCAUUUCCGCAGUUUCCUUCCCAAACACGGGGAUGGUCAGAUGCGACCGAUCCAAAUUCCGAGUCACUAGCCGUUGAAAUUUCUGGAGCAAUGAGUGAUAAAGACCGUGUUCUAUUCAAGAUUCAUACAAAGACUACAUUGCCUGAUUUUAAACAAAAUGAAUGUGAUGUACAACGAAUGCAUGAAGAAUUCGUCUGGCUUCAUGAUCGUUUAGUUGAAAAUGAUGCAUAUGCAGGUUUAAUUGUCCCACCAGUACCACCCAAACCAGAUUUCGAUGCAUCUCGUGCUAAACUACAACGACUGGGUGAAAAUGAAGGCAAUCUACCCGUAGACGAUCUGCGGAAAAUGAAAGCUGAAUUAGAAGCUGAAUACUUAGCUACUUUUAAGAAAACAGUUGCAAUGCAUGAAGUGUUUUUACAACGACUAGCAUCACAUCCAACAUUUAAACAUGAUCAUGGUUUUCGUGUAUUUCUGGAAUUCGAAGAAGAAUUAAACGUACGAAAUAAGACAAGGAAAGAAAAGGCUGUUGAUUUUUUAAAAUCUGUCUCAAAAUCAGCUGAUGAAACUUUAUGGUUAAAUAAUCAACGUGAUAAUGAUGUUUUCUUUCGUGACGAGAAAUGUAUCUUAGCUGUUUAUCAUUCAGCUAUAAAAGAUGCAACGGUAGCAGCGGAUCUAGCAUCGAAAUGUCGUAAAACUAAUGCAAAUACUUUAUUACAAAUUGAAUUGGCUCUAUCUAAUUUAAUUCCAAAAGAAUGCAAUAUCACUUCUGAAACCGAGUUAGUUGGAUUGUUAUUUAAAAAAAAAUAGAUUUUGAUUGCUUUGUUUUUUGUUGCAAUAGAUUGUGUUCAUUUGUGAUUACUUCUAUCUCUCUCUUCCCACUUCUCCGUGAUAUCGACUUUUGUUCUGUUUGACUUUUAAUUGAAACGAAUGCACUAAAUAUAUACACAUUUCAAAGAAAUAUAAGGAAGGAAAGUAUCAAUUAUUUACAAUACAAUUUUCACGGUUUAAAUCAUGAAUUGAUCUUAACUAAGCAACCGUCAAAAACUCGGAAGCACUGGACAGCUGUCUCGUCUUGAUAUAAGACUCCUCACUAGUGCCCAUCCACAACGUCAUCAGAAGGAAUCGAACUGACGACUUUGUAUCUCGCGCAUGGACGCUUAACCUCCAGACCGUUGAGCCGGUACCAAAUGGUUUACAUGUCUGAUUCUAAUCAGUUCACGAUUGUACAGCUAUCAUUCACUGCCUGCUUUGGAUAAAUAUUUCACACACGACCUAGUUGAACUCCAUUGGUCACUGCAAUUGUUAAAUCUAGGCUACAGUGGAACUUUAACUAGAUAUUGUAGUUGUCUUUUAGCUUAUUAAUAUUUUCUAAAUUCCAUUUAACGGAAAGAAGGCCAUCUCAUGUGAUUCAACUGUCAUAGUAGUCUAGGUUUUCGAAAUAAGCACCUACUCAAUCAUAUAAGCAGAUCUGAAAGGUUAGGAAAAUUUAAAAUUUACUUCCUUAUCGGUCUUUCAUCUUUUUGCCAACUCUUCAGCCGGACCGAAUAAUAAAUUAGCCUAAAAUCAUUUUAACAGUGAAUAGAUUGUCACUUAGUAAACUCAGUGUUCAGCUAGCCCAUACUGGGUAUUUAUUUGCUGUAGUCGUAACGCAGCUCAUAAAAUAGAUCCGCCUAUUCUAGAGUUGUAUCCACCGUACAUCUCUAUCUAAAUCUUCAGUAUAUUUUCUUCAUAUAAUUUUAAUUCUUCCACUUUACUUAUCUCUUUCGACGUAUACUUAUCAUGUUUAGCUUUCCAAUCCAAUCAAUAGUAAUUUGUCAUUCUACAUUCCUCAUUCUGUUAAUUUCCUUUCGCUACACUGUUAAAAGUUGUGGCAUCUCAGACUGAUGUACAUUCAUAUAAUGUACUACAUUGAUUAUGAAUGAUUACGUACUUUAGACUACUUGUAAGUAAACAUAUAACAUAAAUUAUGUGAACUCUUUGUAACGGUCGCUUCGUAACGUCGUUGGAUUGCGUGAUAACCUUAGUUCCGAUAACUAUUAAUAAAUAUUGUAAUAAAUUUAUCCUAAAUAGGAUGAAAGACGCCUCCCAAAUUUCACUGCUGGCCACGUUUAAUUUAUCCCAUGAAAAAACUCCCGACAUGGUUAUAUCGAAGCAAUCCUCACAGGACACACAUGUCAAAUAAAAUUAAUUAAAAUCCAUUACAAAAGUAUCAACAAUCGGAUAAUCCUAAGAGAAAAAGUACUAUUACAAAUUGAUAAGCAGAGAUGGAUAGUAACUUGUAGUGGAAACCAUGACUCGCGUUUCGUCCUAUUUGGGGCUCGUCAGCCGAAUGUACCUGCAUCCCAGAAUUGAUGUUUUCUCCAGGACUCGAACCCACUACCAUUCGCUUCAAACCCCAUCGCAUUAUUCACUUAGCUUCCAAAUUGAACUAUGUAAACAAUUUUUAUACUUCAAGAUAAUUCAGAGUUUUGCUGUUACAGUUCUAGUAUACAUUUUAUUCGUUACUCAUAAUUGUGUUUGAAUUAUUUCUUCUUUUCAACAGUUUGACAACUUUGUUAUCCAAUUUCUUUGAAAGCUUUCAAGUGAGUUAAUUCCUUAUUUUUGGUAUAUAAUAUUUUAAUGUGUAAGAUGGUAAGUGGUUGUAGAGUUAGUCGACAGGAAAUCCUGUUUCACUUACGUUUUGUGCUAUUUGGCACUGCUUUUUAGCAAAGUGUGCCUGUUAUCUUAAAGAAACUUUUAGUCGCCCAGAAUCUGAUUCCAGUUUGAUCAGACCAAUGGUCUUUAUCAAAUGAUUGCUAUUGGCAGGCUCACCACUUUGAUGUCCCUCUAUCUGACUCUAGUAAUAUCAUAUGAUUGAUUGAGUAGUUUGAGUUGCUCAUCGAUUAAGUCGGUCAUUUCGUUUAUCGGACGCGUAGAAUUCAAGAUGUUCACCGUUUGCGUAGAUUUACGAGGUGAGUUUAGUUCGAAAUCGAGCUUACCAUUUUAGUGGUGCCGUGAUCUCUCCAGUUUGAUCGUAUGGUCGAAAACUGCAUUGUUUAUCGAUUGACCUGGCUUAGCUCAGUUUAUUCGCCGAAAGUGUGGAGUGUAGAAGGUUCUCGAUUGCCGUAGUUUUCUUCGUUCGGUUAGCCGACGGCGGACCACCACUUUAGUGGAGCCCUUCAUUUUGACGUCAAUUAGAUCGUAUGACUGAUUGAGUAGUCCGAGUUGGUUCACUCGCCUACUUCAUUACGCGUCAUUUUGUUUUGUUUCGCUUCCCGAUCAACGAUUGUACAAAAUAUACUUAUUCAAAAAUUCAUCCUCGUAUUUCACUUAUUUUAUUUCGUUAUUAACCAAUGUGAGUUAAGUUUAUGAUUAUAUAUGAGGAUUGGCGACAUGUAUAUUUUGAUAACAAUCAGAAACGAUCCAACUGGAGUCAGAUUUUGGGCCACAAAGAACUGAUGCUCUCUUGCUCUUUCGUUCCCAUAUUACCUAGCUUUACAGUCAGAGACGUUACCACUGAGCUGUUCUGGCUAUGACUGACCCCGUAGAACUGAGAUGUAUUUAUACUUGAUUGAUCACUGAAUAGUAACGAAUGUUACAUCUCAAGUUCUCUUUAGUACUAAUUGAAUUCUAUUGAUAAAGUUGCAAUGUAGUGAAUAUUAGUCCUUGUGGCUCGACAUCGCGUGCAUUGUGUUGAGGUGGGAUGUACGACGAUGGUUGGAGAUAAUUAACUGGAAGCCGUGGACCUAGGUUUCGUGUUAUUUAACACUUGUCAGACUAGUGGCCACAUUGCAACUUGCCUGUCGGUAGAAUGUGAUCAGCACUGAGAGCGACUUAACAUGCAUGACAUUGGUCACCACUCAAUGGUCAAUCAGUCGUACAUACUUUUGUGUUUAAAUAAAAACUUUUAACUGUCUCACAAAUAUUUGUUUAAUCGUUUAUUCCCAACGCAUCCCUCACACAUGUCAUGUAAAAUAUACAAAAGCAAUUACUUAAUAUUUAUCCACAUACUAAUGUUUAUUCCACUUAAAACGUAAUUUUGAUUAUAUAUGAAAUUUAAGGCUGUCUGUUUUCUUUUUAAAGUUUUUUUUUCUAGUUUGCGAUCUGAAUGUUCCUUUUUUCUCCCGUCUCUAAAACGAGGUUCAGUGUAUGUGUGUGUGUUGUUUAUCACUUACUUGGAGGGGGUAGCAUAGUGGUUAAGGCGUUCGGAUUUCAACCACUAGGUUGUACGAAUUCCCAAGUUCCAUUUCACCUACCUCUGCAGUGGCACACUAGCUCUUGUACGUAAACUGUAACUCAAAGCUUAUUACACCAAUCGGUAGUUAGUAAAUGAAUCAGAUCUAUCUAGUAUAUAACUUACUGAUUAACUUGCCGACUGACUGGAUAUGUUAGUACCGUCACUUUAAAUAACAAAAUACUUUUUAUAGAUAUAAAAAUGAGUUAUUAUUGGAAAGUUACCUAUAUUUGUUUUACAUUUAGGACUGGAAUACAUGCUUUUUUUAUUUUGCGCUUCUGCUCAUAAAUGACUACAUUCAAAUAGACUGUGAAUGAAAAUGAAUGGUUUCUCAGAUUGUCCUAAAUUUUGUCGAAUUUUUCUCCUGUGAAAUAUAAAAGUAUAUAUUCAAUCGACUGAUCAUUCAGCAGUUAUCAAUGUUAUGUUUAUCUAGUCCUUUUGUGCUGAUUGAAUCCUAUCGAUCAAGUUGUAACGCAGUCACUGGUGUGACUUGACACAACGUUUAUUAUGUGUUAGGUGGUUGGAGGUAGUAUACAGGAAACCCUGAAUCUAGGUUUCAUUUUAGUUGGCACUCCUCAACAAGAUCCAGGGUUGUCUUCCAAUCAAUUUAUUGAUAAUGUCUAACGAUGAAGCUAGGUGGUUCAUGUUCCAGUCUCACAAAGAACAUUAGUCCCCUCAAAGUUAUAGAUACACCUUGUUGAUGUGUGUCAAUUAAUGCAAAACUUAAUUUCAGGGUUUCCUCCCGAAUAUUUCUAACCACUUAAAUUGGCAGUAUUGCUAUUGCAGUCGAUUCCGAGCUAUGUUAUUCGAUUUAUUCAACUGCUGGUUAUGAUAAUCGUGUUGACCCCAACCAAGUAGUUUACACCUACGUACAUGGUUCAUCCCAUCAUUCUUCUUGAAACAUCACAAGAAAACAGCGAAGAGAUGCGUAUUUCGUCCUAAAAAAUACUCAUAUUUUUUAUGUUUAAAGGUUAAAAGUUAAUACUAUUUUUUUAGUUUCGGCCAAUACGUCAUAUGUAGACAAUAUCUGUCACAUCAGUCCAAGUUAGCCAGCCAUGUGCAGCAUAGAGCCUGGCACGUACGUUCAACAAUCCAAGUUACCAUACCACAUUAGAACAGCGGGAUAAAGUUGUCAAGACACCUGAGUAUUAGAAUUAGUAACGUUAUGAGUACUAUUAAGAAAGAUUAGAUACAGUAAAAGAGCGAAAGAUGGAGCGAAAAUGUGUCGUUACUCAUUGUAAAAGAAAACAGAGUGAAUGCAUCUACGAACGUUCAUGAGCCAUGUCAUGCAAGGUUUCUAACUAUCGGUUACGAUAAUCAUACGGAUCCUAACCAGGUACCGGAAUUGGGAUCUGUACAGUUAUAUUUUUCUCUAGUAAAAGAAUCAAAGUACUAAAUCUUUAUCAUUAGUUUUUUCUUUCAAUUUUAAAUGAUUUUACUUUCCAGUUGUUCAUAAGGUCUGUUCCAUGAAUUGCGUUUUGUUAAGAACCAAUGUCGAUUAUUAAGGAUUAUUUAUUGAUUUUCGACAUUACCUUUACGUUUGUUCAAUUAAAUCCAAUCAUUAGCAUAAGUUUCAUAAAUAACUGUACUGAAUUCAGUGUUUUAUUGAGUUUCUUUUUUUACUCUUCAGAAUAUAGCCUAGUGCUUUUGUGAAAUAAAAAUGUUCUUAUUUUUCAAUAUAAAAAUGAUGCUGAAUAAACCAGGUAGAUUGAUAAGAGGAUGGAGCCUAUUAUGUGGGGUAGGCUAAGCAAAUUGAUGAAUGCAUCCCAUUUGUACACAUUGGUAUAGACUAUUGCGAAUUAGUUUCCAUAAUUUCCACUUUUUAUAGGCACUGUUUUAUUCUCACGACUUUAUGGUAAAUUACUGAGGACUAGGCAUAGAACUGGAAGGAACUCCUCUAUUCUGAACUAGUAUUCACUGUCUAUCAAAUGAGAAAGAAUGGUACUGUCUACAGAUUUCAUGAAUCUUUUUACUAAUCAAACAAAAUGAGCGUUCGUGACCACACAGGAAUAUAAGACUCUCCAAUCGAAACCUAUGUAACAGUCUUGUAUCGCCAUGUUGAAAUAAGUCAGGUUAUUAUAAUUAAUUGUUCACUAAAAUGACUCAUUGAGGGUCUUCAAAAUGUAUUUUAUUAAUUUCUGCUUAGAGUGUAUUGUUUUUGUGAGUUAAGUUUUGUAUGUUGUUUCUGAAGCUCAUGUAAUAUUCAACGGUCAGUCAUUAGACAAAAUUAAAAAAAAAUUAACAGCUGAAUGUUUUGUUAAAUCUGUACACUUUGAAAUAUAGCUAGAUUGAUGUAAUAUAAUAUCAACGAAUUCUAGUCAAUUUUUAUCUUUAUCAUGCGAAACUAUCACAAAAUGGGAUUGACUAAAUCACAUGAAUACAGUCAUUCAAAAUCUAUCCGUUUAAUCAACAACCAUAUUUCAAUGAUAAUAAUAAUAAUAGCAAUCAAUAAAACGCAGUUAACUAGAAUUUUUCUGUUUAGCUAAAUUGGUUCUAUGAGAAAUACAUUUGUUAUCUAAGUUAGGGUCAAUUCUCGAUCAGAAGCAUGUGUUGGGGAUGCUAGAUCCCUAAAAAUCUCUUAGUAAACGUUUUAUUUGUGUAAUAUUAUUUUGGAAAUUUGAAUUUCUCAUUUUCGCGUCAAAAGCGACCAUUUUACCUUCAGAUUGUAUUUCUCGAUUAAAAGGACCUUAAAUGUCAUUAGUUCGUUCCCUCUUUUAAUACGCUAUGUUUUGACGUUUCCUAAGGACAUUUUUAUACUGCAUAUAUGCACUUGAAUUGUGUGCUUGUUCAUUCGUGCUUCUGGUUGCUUAUGGGAUAUACUUUUCCCUUGGCUGAAUCUGGUCCCUCCAUAAUUUUCUCCAAUCUACACUGUCAACUGCUUUCUCAUAGUCAAGGAAGUGGAUAUAUAGUGAUCAGUUCCAUUCAUUUGAUCGUUCAAUGCUAAUCCGCACUGUUGCGAUUUGGUCUGUGGACGACCGGUCCUUACGGAAUUCGGUGUGUUGAUCCAGAAGUUGGGCGUCCACUGAGUCUUUCAUCCGGUUCAGCAACACUGUUAAAAACGCUUCCUGGUACUGAAAGUAGUGUGACUCUUCUGUGGUUCUCACGCUAGCUCAGAUCUCCAUUCUUUGGAAUUUUGAUGAAGUAUCGUUCUUUCCAGUCCAGUCCAUCGUCAUUUGUUCCUCCUCCCAAAUCUUCCAGAAUAGGACGUGAAACAUGUUUUCAGUUGCUUGUAUGUCUGACUUCAGUGCUUCAGCUGGUAUAUUGCCAGGUGCUGCUGCUUUCACACUCUUGAUUUGUCUGAUGGUCAACCUGCUUUUUUCGAUCGUUGGUGGAGUGACAUCUAUGGGAAGGUCUGUAUGUGGUGUUUCGAUGUCCGGUGGAUUUAGUAGAGCUAGCUUAAUCAAGAGUUCCUCAAAUGUCCCUCCCUUCCCCUCCUCUGCUCUUGAAUCCCAUUGAUUGGCUUGCGUUGGCUGUGCUUGAACGUUCAGGGCAGAUUUUAAAUGGUUUAACUUGUUUAUUCUGGUUGCCCAACCCUCCUCCUUUAUCCGGACUUGAGACUGGCAGUAACUCUAGGAGAGCUACAGGCGGAAUUUCUACUGUGAUUGGGAAAUUCUAAAUUGUCUAGUUUGUUUUUAUCUUGAUAUUUUUCUCGAAAAAUAUCAAAAAUACUUGCAUAGAGUUCCAUCUUAUUUUAUGUUAGCCUUUUAUUGCUAUUUAGGUUUUGGCAGAUUAUUUUUGUUUUGUAUUCAGUAAUUGAGUUGAAUGCUUUUAUUUUAUUUUAUUUGAACACAUAUAUAUUGGUACAGGAGUGCGCCAAACAUAUAUGCGCCACACAAUUUCAGUUCAUUAAUUGCGUGUGGGCUGCGUUACUGCCCGGGUGCCCAGACCGAAGCAGGUGGUUAUCUUAGGGGGCCACACCCCGAGCCUUUGACCUAAAGGUCUAACCCACAAGGCAGUGGAGCAUCGUAAGGAGAUGCAAUCCCAUGGUAGCCGGUGACCAAAGAUUGGUUCAUACGCCAUUUGUUCCCUCAGGAUACUGGUACCUAUGUGCACCAUUGGUUUGGAAUCCGGUUAAAGCCCCGGACAUUCGCUUUUCGUCCUCUCAUUUUCGUAAACAACACCCCCGCCACGAGAAGGCAAUGAGUAGGACUUCCCUGGCAGAGGCUGUAUACGCGCGGCCGUGUGAGAGUAUUUCGAGAGGGAGGGCGAACCCACCCCGCUCUCGGCCAUACCAGGGCGUUUGGGGGCUUAGCCGUAAUCUAUGAACGCUCGGUUCAUUAUUAUUAUUGAUAACGUUAUUGCCAGCCACCACGAUGUCUCUAUACUUUUUUGUUAGUUGUACAAUGAAAGGUCGUAAACUUUUCGUAAACGCGCCUGACUAGGUCAUGCGAUUAUUAAAUAUAAUAAUGUGUUAGAACAAAUCAAAAUAUAUAGCUUGUUGAAAUAUCUAGGAGGGGAGGGGGGACAAGUAUCCCAGAUAUUCAAACAGAUCGCCAUUGGAGAUCAUAGUGUGAUAAUAUCGUCUGACUGCAACACUUAAUGAUUGAUACAGAUUCAAAUCCCCUCGGCGAUUGUAGAUACAGCUUGUUGAAAAAUCCCAACUAGCGUGGAACAUUAGGUCGAUCGUCAAUUGUCUCCGACACAUUAGAAGUCAAAAUGCCUAACCAUUAAUAAAUCACUUGGUUUAGUAACCGGAUUACGAAAUAUAUCAAUAACUUUCGAUCACUGACACAAACUAUACAGGCUCGCGUUAAUUUUUACCUAACGGUUAAUGAGUAUUAGUUUCCUUUUUCCUUAUUAUGGGUUAAAUGACUAAUGUUUGCCUAUGAAUUACUACAUCGAUAAAACUAUUUUAUACGCAUAUUUUAAUUUAUUGUGAAUCAGUUUCAAGUAGUUUCUUGUAAUAAAUGAAUAAUUUAUUAAUCAAUGAACUCAUUUACAAGUGUAUGAACCACACUCUCAUAAAACUACCUGGUUUUUCAAACCAAAAUAGAUUGAGCAGAAGUCGAACUUCAGAUUUAAUGUGACUUUUUUUAAAAAAAACUUAUUUAUAUUUACUAGAAAAUUCUAGUUCGCUUGAGUUCGGAUGAAGAUUUAAAAUUAUCUGAUACAUUUCGUUACUAUGCAAUUGAUACUGGAGCUGCACGUGACCUACUCUAUCGUCGAUGUCGUGCAUUAGCAGAUUAUGAAACUGCUAAUCGUAAUCUUGAUAAAGCUCGAGCACGUAUGAAAGAUGUUCAAACAGCGGAAGAUGCACAAACUGCAGCUAAUGAACGUUUCAAAUCUAUUUCAGAAUCAGCUAAACUUGGUAUGUGUUAUAUGAUAUAAAUAUCAUGUGUGUGUAUGUUAUCACUUGUCCUUAUUAAUAAAAAUAUUUUUCCUCUGAGAGUUUAACUGUUAUGAUUAUUGUUAGAAUAGUGAUGUUUAAAUAAGCGUUGAUAUAAUUUAUUUAAUUUUAUUCUACAAUAAUAUUUUAUAAAAUAAUUUGAAAAGAUGGCUCUAAAGGAACAAGAGUAUGAAAAAGAGAGAAAAAUUUCAAUACAUUAAGACCAUGGUAGAAGAAGAGGUUGUAGCAGUCUCUAUUGCAUAUACAAUCCUGGUUUUUCCAGAUGUAUGGCUAUUGCUUCGGCAAUGCAAAGAAGAUACAGUCUGAUUGUCUUCGGAAGACUUCUAUUUACCUUGUAGAUGACUUUGAACGCAGAGUCUGUCUUGAUUGAGUGACCCGUGUUCACAGGGUGUUCGAUUAUAGAAUUUCUUAUUGAGCCGUUGUUCACUUUUCUCAACUCUAAACAUAUACCAAAUGUAUACAAUUUCUUAGUUGUGUUGCGUUCUCUGAACUGUUUGAUAAUUUAAUUAUGAUAAAUAUGACACACUUUACGAUCUUAUCUGGUAUAGUUAGCGUUAUUCAGUCAGUCAUAAGCAACUUAGGAUCUAGCAUAUACGUACAUCGGUUCAAGGGAAAACAAUAAGUGGACGCACCUGUGCUAUUGUCAACGAUUCUGGGCCAUCUCACUUAAAGUCUGACACGUAGAUGGAAAUUUUGACCAGAUGUACAAAUGAGUCCUUUCAACAACAUACGUAGACUACAAGAUUUAACCUUUUGUUUGACCUUUGAAUGGAAUAUGUGCACAGGCACCCGAUAUUUCUGGAUGGUGUUAGUCUUAUGAUAUAUGCCCACAUUCCUAGUACUAAGUCUUAAUUUGAUGAUUAUUGCCUGAAUUGCUUUACGAGUAGUUUGUUUUGCGACAUCAAUCUCAUCUGAUUUUGUUUUGGUCUGCCUUAUUAAUGUGGUAAUUUGAAGUGUAUGCAUCAAAUUUUGGUAAAAAUCAUUGUAUGCAAUCAGGAUCAAGAACGCAACUUAUAGGUCCUCGUGCAAAAUUCAUAUACCACCUAUGACGAGCAGUAAAAAUAUCUUUUAAUACUUUUCGAAACGUUAAAAGAGAUAGUGAAGAAUUAAUUUUUACAACCAUACAGUGUUAAAAGUAUCGAAUACUCAAUUCUGUUCUUUGUAGUUUAUUAUAGCUGGUAAAUCAACAUUAUCCUCUAAUCCCAACCGUAAACGCUUAAUACUUGAACUAAUCGUAAUCUUGGGGCACUACAUUUUAUGUAUGACAUUUGAAAUCAUGAACCGAUCAAUGUUAGACCACCAUCGAGUCCCUCGUGCGGGAUCAUAGAUACACACCGCCGAGGAGCCCUAUACUAGGACGAAAUGCCCGUACAGUUCUCCUAGGUUUUAAUUGGUGGUCUAACAUUGAUCAGUUCAUGAUCUCAGCGAAAUUCAAUGAUCACAACCCGAAAUUGAAUAUUUUGUGAAUGAAGUAAUCACUCAACGCCUCUGUGCAUUUUUGUAUUUCUGUGAUAAGGACUCCAACACUUAAUCCUUUAGUGCCUACCACAAGUGCCUAAUUCUAACCAAGAACUUUGUGAGAACUCGGAAAGACCUAUUUGGAUCCUGAUAAGGACAAUCUAUAUCUACAAGGACAUAUUAAUGUUUUGUUCUUUCUUCAAUUUACAGACAGAGUAACCUGUAGAAGACUUUAAAAGAUUCAUUAACUAUUUAAAAUUUUACACUUUGUAAUAUUAUUGUUUUCUUUGCCAAAACUAUCCCAACCGUUGUUGUUAUAUUGAUGUGGUGGUCGGGCUUGCCUAUCGUGAUGAAACAAUAGAAUUAUACUGGCUGGAACAAUUGUUCCUCAAGGUCCUGCCAUGCCGGACAGGUCAGUUGAAGAGCGGUAAGACUAAAAGCAGCAAACCCAAGGUCCGAAGGCGAAGUCGUACUGCUGACUACAGAGGUGUGACGGCAAAACAGUGUUUCCUUCAGACAACCAAUAUAGCAGCGAUGUUGCCUUUCCACAAGGAGGGACGGGGUUGGAAGCGGUCGACCCUAAGAAUGCACACCUCGCCUUAUCCCACGAAUAUCUGUCUCCGGCGGAAGGUUUCAACAAGCACGGAGGUAACAUGAAAACUACUCACAAACCGUUCAUGUUUGAUCGACCUCAAGCAGUUAUUCCUUGGGCACUCACGCUCACUAACAUCACCUCUAAAUCGAUUUCCUUUUCAGGUCCCUCCAGGAAAACCCUUCCACGGUGUGGGCAACCGGAAUGUGAUAACCGCCCUUAUACCUCUAACAGCACUCAGGACCACCGACUAUCCAUUCAUAAAGGAUGUUUUUUGAUUAGCUAUCAACUGGGUGAAAAUCAGUCACGAUUGUUUUAAGUUUGUACCUAGAUCAUACUGUUUCAUUCAUACUUCGAAAACAGCUUCCGUGUUCGUUUUAAUUUUAAAACACUCUAUUUCUUUUGUAAUCCUAUCUGUAUUAUUUUAUUUCCUUGUAAUAAAUUCACUACCUACUCAAGAUAAUUUAAUGUACAAUUUUAUCUAUAUUUUUUACAGAAUUAGAAGAUUUCAAAGUUCGUCGAAUUAAAUAUUUCCAUAAAAAUUUAGUUGAUCUCGCUGAAUUAGAAGUCAAACAUGCUAAGGUGAGUAAAUGUAUGUUUUAACUUGAAAAAGUCUGUUACAAUUAAUGUAGUAUCUGGCUAAAAUAUCUGUUAACCAAAGCUGUCAUACUUAGAUUGAUUUUGUUACAAUUUGCGAUGAUUAACAACUAAUCAAUAGGCAAAACAAUGAUUUAUCUUGAAACCUGUCAUCAAUUACUUAUUAGCUGUGUAGAAAGAAUUUUGCACACACACAUUAUUUGACAUUUUAACUACAAAGUUUAUUCAUUAAAUAAGAAAGAUUAGUUCAGCAAAGAGUCAUAAGUGUUCAAUCAAACGAUCAUUAAACUUUCCUUGUUUUAAAAUUUUUUUAAUACCUUUGUUUAUUUAACCUCACUGUCACCAUGCCUAACAGAAGUUUAUUAUCAUUAAUAUUAUCAUCCUGUAAAAAUAAGUAUAUGUAUAUUUGCGAUUGUACAGCUUUGAAAAUGAAUUCACCUAAAAGAGAACUCUUCGCUGAACUAAUCUUUCUUAUUUAAUGUCUUAAUGGGUGUAUUCCGUUUAUUAAAGUUUAUUCAGUUGUAGUAUACUAAUUAGUGACUUGUAAACGAGACUAUAAUCAUCUUCAAGGUUCAUUUCUAGAUCUUAACUUAAUAUAUUACUAAUUUAAGAUCAUCGCAUUUCCAAACAAGUAAAAAAGUUUACACCUGAUUAGAAUGAUGAAGUCGAAAUAAAAAAACAUAACCGAUCAUAGGUAUCAAUGCGCAUAUAUAUAUUUGGUGCCCCCUUGUACCAAUAUUUAUGUGUUCAAAUAAAUAAAUAAUCAAUGCGAAUGUUGAACUUAUUAGUUUCAAAUAGAUUAAGCAUUGGGUAGAAAGUCAUUAAUAAAUAAAUAUUUUGUUGUAUCCUAAUGAGCAGAAAAGUUGUAUUUCUGACGUUUCGUGACUCAAUGUAAACCACUUCUUCAGAGUUAUUAAAUAACCAAAUUAAAUUAAACCAAGUUUAAGUAGUGCAAAGGAAACACUACAGAAUGUUUUUGGUACAAUCAAUAUCAUAAUAAGUUUGAAUAUGCCAAUGUCAGGCUAUUCUUGAUCAAGGUGAAUUUGUAUAACAUGUCUCUGUAUUAUUAUUAUUAUUAUUAUUAUUAUUAUUAUCAUUAUUAUUAUUAUUAUUAUUAUUAUUAUUAUUAUUAUUAUUAUUAUUAUUAUUAGCUUUAUUCAAUAUUAUAUUUUUGGUACAAUAUAGAAUUCUCAGCGCAAAGUAUUUCAACAGGUUUCCGUUUCUUUGUUCCUGGUCGGUCCUGGCGAUAAAUAUUGAGUGAUCGCCAGUUAGAUGUUAACAGUCCAGUAAAUGAACAUCUGAAUAAUGUACAUUUUUUUUCGUUGUAUAUUGCCAGCAACCACAUUCUUUCUUAUUGAGCUUUUUGUAACUUUCACAACGAAAGGUUGUACACUUUUUAGAAACGCAGCAGAAUUGGUUAUGCGAUUAAUAGACAUAAUGAUAUAUUAAAACAAACAAAAAUAGAUAACUUGUUGAAAUAUUUAGAUGGCAGGAACAGGUAGCCCAGACGCUCAAGCAGGCCGCCUUAGAUGAAAAUUUAAUUUGUGCGUCGGAAUGUGGGUAUGAAAAAUGUAUACAUUUGUAAUCUGAUAUAGUGGGGUUGAGAUUGGGUGUGUGUGUGGUUGGAAAAUAAAUAAGGUCAAAUGUGGUUGUUUUAUAAACAGUCGAGGUUGGAUGAAUAUUCUGGCCUUGUUUGCUAUUGAAGGAAGAGGGCUUUAUCAUUAUAUGAAACUCUUUGGCUACUAUCCUCUUUUUAUAAUUGGAAAAGCCUUUCUGAAUUAUUUUGAUAGUUUUGAUAUCCGUUUGGUAAUUAUUGAAAAUAUCAUGUACUGCUAUUGCUGAUUUAACCUGUAAAUUUUAUUGAGUCUUUUGGUGAAACUUGAGUAUUCCUUGGCACGAGUUGCAAUCUCACGGGAGGACUCUCCGACGUUGAAGGCAUCACAAUGGACAUAACCUAAUCUGUAAACAAAAUUUCGUGUGGAAGUGAACGUGGUCGUAGCUUUUAUUCUAACUAAAGCAUUUCUUAGAGUUCCCAGAUAGAAUUAAUAAAAUCUUCAUUAAUGCGAUUAAAACUAAUCAAUAUACCUGUAUGAAAUCACCUACGAUUACCAUGGAAUCUACGGUUUGUACCAAAAGUAACACCUCAAUCACCACUACCACUACUACUACUAGUAAUAGUGCCCAUUCCAAUUCACAAACAAAUAACAACAUUACCACAUUUAACUCGUCAAAAUAAUCACAUGUGUUUUUGAUUUGAAAUGUAUGGGGGAUAAAAGACAAUUCCCUCAAUCCUUUUUUUCCCUAAAUAUUCCACCGCCUUCAACACAGCCUUAUCCCGCUGAUGACGAUGAUGAUGGUCAGUUAAAUAUUAUAUGUUUCUCUGUGUGUAAAUUAUUAUAAACUUCAUUGAUUUCUAUUUUCCUACUAUAUUAUUAUUUCUCCAAUUCCAUGUGUUCGGGUUUGUGUUUAGUUUGUACUUUUCUACUACUAUUUCCGUCAAAUUCUUCUAUAUAUCCAUCCACCCACUGUACUACUACUACUUGCUGUGAAAGGAAUUAUCAAAUAUGAUUCUUAUUUUCUUAUCUUAACAUCCAAUCCUAUAAUGUAAGAAUGUCAAAAUCAAUUAACUUCACUGUUAACAAGUUUUUUUGAAUUCAACUGUAAGCGUUGAAGACGACAACUCUUCCAAACGUCUUCUGUGUUACUGUAUCAUCGUAGGUUUGUGUGUGUCCGUGUUUGUGUAUGUAUGUGCUAUUGGCUUUCUUGUUUGAUUAAUAUACAAUUCAUAUUCUAAUUAAAUUUACCAAUCAUACCAACUUCUUCCUCCUUCAUAUUACUACAUUCUGUGAUCAAAAUGAAAAACUCGAAAUGAUUAUCUUAUACUGAUGAACUCGUUUAUUAUAUGAAGCGAAAACAAAACGACAUAUUAUCUCUAUUAUUAGUGGGAAUAAAUUGAACCCCAACCUCAUGUCACGCACACUCACUUUUAUUUCCUAGGUGUGAAAUUAUCAUUCACUAUUAUCUUAUUCUUUAAUUCACUUAUAUGUAUACUUGGUUUAUUUGGUUUUCACUUUAUAAUCUUAUUUUUUACUUUUGCUUGUUUGUGCUAAUUUCGUUGAAAAAUUGUUCAUUGAAAUUAUUUUUUAUCAAGGUGUUCUUACUAUUUGACCAUUCAUGUGUCAAGUAUUUUGUAUAAUUCUAAUAAAAUAUAUAUGCGCUGCACUUCGUUUCGUCAUUGGAUUUGUGUGAAGUCUGGAGUAUAUGUAUAUAUGAUAAUGAUUUAUUCAUGAGUCAACAUUACUUGAAGUACGCUUAAGAAAUAGAAAGGACUGAUCAAAAAUGUUUCUUUUUACAUAAAACUCUUUGGGAGUAUAUAUUCAUUGUUCUGUCUGGAAUCGAACUCAGAACCCAUGGGUCUUUCAGUUAUCUCAUUAUAAGCUAUCGUGAAUUGGAAUUCAAUGGUCUGUUGCUCCUAAUUUCAGUCAGUUUGUGCAUAUUUUGCUACUACCUGUUAAACGCUCUUUAACAUAAAAGAAAGGAUUAAGUGAAUAUUUAAGAUAAGACAAACUAAUAAUUAUUUCGGAAUGAUAACUGUUUUUUAUCUUGUCAAAACUACCCGAUGUAUGAAGAUCUAUUAACUAUGGUUGUAAGUACGAUAAGAAACAAGAGUAGCUUGAAGACAAACUUUACACAUUAAUGAUACUAUAUCGUGUAAUUGAAGUCGUUGGCAGAGAAUAAAUUGCUACUUUGAUUUAUUACGGAAACUGAACUAGAGCAAACGACUAGUUUUUAGUUUACUUCUGGAACUGCAUAGGUCACUGAUGAACUGUCAAAAUAAGAUGGAUGAAGUUCGGAUAGUUUUUAACUAUUUAUUUGUUCAACUAGGUAAAAUACUAACACCAGUGUUUCUGCUACAGUCGAGCAAAACAUGUACUUCUGCAUGCCUCACUGCGUAAUAGGUGAACAGAGUUGAGUAGUUAUUGGUUGCUUUAUUAACUUGUAGGUACACUAAUUCGGCUACAUAUUUUGCUUAUAUAUGGCUAGUAGUUCAGUUCUCCGAGAUCUAUCUGGGUUGGGAUUUAUCAUUUCGAAUUUCCGAGCGUAAACCACUGUGUUACUAUUGAUAAGUGAUUUAGAAAAAUUCGCUAAUUGAGAAAAACAAAUCAGUGUAGAAUGGCAUAUCUCUAGACCAACUGAUAUCAGUUGAAUAAAAGAUCGUUUCCGUUACAAACUUCAUUUGUCACUGCAAAGUUCAUUAGAUAUUGUGUUCCGAAACCUGACAAAGAACGAAUAUUUAACCGGUACAUCCAAGUCUGUAUUUGAAACCAAACUAGUUAUGAGUUGGAUCCUAAGUUUCUAAAUUCCUUUUAUUCUUUAUAUUCGACUUAGUUCUAUAUUCUUGGAACGUAUAUUCACUGGCUAAACUUUUCUAUGAGCGUUAAUACUGUUACUAUCUCUUCUACGGCGGUAUCUGUCCUAAUAAUUUCAUGUCUCCACGCUAAAGGGGUUUGUCCACUUGAACUGAUGUACACAUGUUCUACUUUUCGUUUGACUAUUGG